This is a messenger RNA of Salvelinus fontinalis (brook trout), 5242 nucleotides long. RefSeq names its product testis-expressed protein 2-like. NCBI's taxonomy places the organism in Eukaryota, Metazoa, Chordata, Actinopteri, Salmoniformes, Salmonidae. The coding region runs from base 1070 to 4033 and encodes 987 amino acids. The transcript has 12 exons. Gene Ontology annotation, cellular component: endoplasmic reticulum. The record is from RefSeq and is a predicted model, not a curated record. Gene Ontology annotation, molecular function: lipid binding.
GAUGUGGUGGACAGUAUUCACAGAGGGGUUAAAAUGUUAUUCUCCAUUGGUUUAACCUUCAAUUUAAUCCAUGCGUUUACAUAACUCUACUUUAUUGCACUGCUAGAAAGACCUGGAUGCGUUUUUAGAAGUGGUGGUUUGAGAGGCUGACCAAAACACGUGUGAGUGAAGAUCCUAUCCUAUAGACAAGUGUGACAGUGUUUUCAUACUGAGCCGAGAACGACAUAGGCGCUGCUGUACGACUGUUUUAAUCUGGAUUAGUGUUUCUCUCUCUAGCCAGGACUCUAAUAAUCCGAUUAUUCGGAGUUUGCUUGGCGCUUCUUCAAGGGGGGAAAAGAAGAUGAGGGAGACGCGAAGCAAGGUCUCUUCGGUUAUAUUGCGGUGUUUCGGCGCAUACUGUUACUGUUCAUGCUGGUUCAGGCGAUCUGCACUUUUGAAGUGAGGCUACGAGAGGCUAUCCGUGCUAUUAAAUAUAUUGGAAGAUUUUUUCUACGCCAUGCAAGGCAAGUCGAACGCGUCUCUAUGCAAAGCGUGAUUAAAGUUAUUUUAACAGGGUUUCUAUUCUAGUCAGUCCACUGCAGUGCAUCCCUGUGCAGUAUUCGGACAUAUAGAAUGCUGCGCUCUGCUCUGCAGUCAGACUGCGGCUUUGACAGAGUUUUGAGAGCGAAAUCGAAAGACGACUGAAUUUAAUGAGAGUGACUUGGGUCUUUUUCCAUACCUUUCAAUCAACGGGGAUAACGGUAUCGGCUAUAGCCUACAUUAUGGGUCCUUCAUUGUCGUUUUGAUGGUGUUCAGAGUCCUGGGGUUGAGGGAUGACUCAGACUGGGGAAGAGAAUGCUACUCACCGUGCAGCACCCACUGAUCCCCAGCGCCAUGUCUUACUACCCUAGAGCCAACCACUGUGUUUGGGGGACCACGUCUCCAUAGCUACAGCAGCAAAAUAUACACAUCUUCAAUACAUGAAAACUGAGAGAGGGAUGGAACCAUAUUUCAGAUUGAAUGUGAGUACUGUGGAUAUUAAGUAACAAACACAGUCUUACAAACUGUCAGAGGCAGAGAGAAGAACAGCAUGGAGGACAGUGAGCUUAUCUUUCUGGAGCGCCAUGAUGAAGGCGAGGGCCCUACCGUGGCCUUCUCCAAAGACAAGCCUGGAGUCAGGGAGUCCAGGGACAGUAGGCCCGACUCAGGCCUGGGGCUAGGUUUGGGGCUGAAGCCAGGCCAGGGACGCCGCUCCUCGGGCUUCCACAUCCCCCUCUCCCCCUCCUCUCCGGGCUCCCUGGCUGACCUGGCCAUGGCCUCAUCGCCGCCCCCCGGCCUGGUGAAGUCCUCCUCCACAGAGCUGCAGAACAAAGAGACUGGUUCCUUGAGAAGCUCCAAACCCCUCCUCAGCCUGGUCAAGUCCCUCUCCACCGAGAUCUCCCACCUCGAGCCCGAGGUCUACCUCUCCAAGUCGGACUCCAAGCUCCACAUGCACCCCUGGAAGCAGUUCACCCAGACCCAACCCAAGCUCCAGGAGGCUGGUUCUGGGAAUGAUAGCUGGAUGGCACCCCCGUCCCCCGUCUCUCCCACGGAGCCCAAAGGAAGUUCCCUGAUGACCGAGUUCGAGGACACGCGGAGGAAGUUCUCGGAGGCCAUACAGGACCCCAUGAGCAUGUGGGGUAAAAUGAUGGGGGACGAGUCGAGCUCGGGGAGCCCCAAGCAGAAGGUGUCUGGGGGGGUCGGGGACUCACCUGCCUCCCUUGGUAGCUAUGGAGGUGGUGGGAGUGGGACCCCAUUGAACAUUGAAGACGGGAGCACAGAGACACAAGUAAGAUACAGACGUGGAACAGACAGCAAACUGGGUGUGUGUGAAACCCCACUAAGGAGACCCAGGAGGGGCCCUUUGAAGCCCUCACUUUCCCCAGAGCACCACAGCCAGCUGGGGGAUAGCCUCUACGAGAUCUGCACCAAUGGAGACCUCAUCCAGGUGGUAGAGGUCCAGGGGGGCGGAUCCAGUGGAGCUGGUACCAGAGGCCAGCAUCGAGGAACCCGUCCCCAGGCUCGAGGCAGGAUUCCUGUGGCCUCAGUGCCUGUCCGCUGGCUCUUGUUUGUGGGCGUACUUGCCUACGGGUUCUUUGUGCUCCCUCUGCCCUCCUAUGUGACUGGGCUGUCCCUGGGGCUAGCAUGUGGGUUCCUGUUAGGGUUGGUGGUGGUCCUGGUGUUCACGCCCCGUCCGGCAUCCAGAGCUUUGCCACCCUGGGGCACUACAGAGGCCCGGUGGUCCCAAGACAACAGCCUGCUGCCCUCGGACCCUGUUGGUGGGCCGCGCACAGAUGCAGAAGUCCUGGAGGGCUGGAUGAACGAGAUGCCCGUGUACGACCCGGAGACAUACCACCCGUCGCUCACCCACUCUGUGUAUGCCACCCUGUCGGGCAGCUGCCUACGCCUGGCCUACCCCCGCACCAACAUCCCCCGACGGGCAGCCUUCGACGAACUGCCCCAUGAAGCCGUGUUCCUGCGCUCGCGCUGCUACCAGCUGGCCAACUGCAAGGUCUCCCUGUUGCCUGCUGCCUUGGCACGGAAGAGAGUUUGGAAUAAGAAGUACCCUAUCUGUAUCAUACUGGCCGAGGGAGAGGUGGGGAGAGAGGAGGAGGAGAGAUUGGAAGAGGGGCAAGAGGAGGAGGAGAGGACAGACAAGCAGACACUCCCAGACACACAGACACAGGGCCUCCCCGACACUCUCUACCUCUUUGGUCGUACAGGAAGAGAGAAGGAGGAUUGGUUCCAGCACUUCCUGUUAGCCUCGAGGUCAGAGUUCAAGAUCAGCCCAAUCAGAGACGUACCCAAGUCUGAGGUGUUAUGUAGUGGGAGAUCCAGUAUGGACAGUACGGAGAACCUUCCCCCUCUGAUUGGCCUGCGUGACCUGGUGGACUACGGCUCCUACAUGAGCCGCCUCAUUGGCUUAGAGGGUAGCAGUCCCAGCCCCAGCCCCUGCCACAGCGACCAGGGAAGCCCCACAGCCAGGAAGAAGUUCCCCAGUGAGGAUGCAUCAACAGAGGGGGGCUGCCCAGCAGAGGGCCAACCGGCCUGGGUCAAUGCCCUGGUGGGGAGGAUCUUCUGGGACUUCCUCCGGGAGAAGUACUGGGUGGACCUGGUGGCCCACAAGAUCCAGAAGAAGCUGAGUAAGAUCAGGUUGCCGUACUUUGUGAAUGAACUGAAGUUGGCUGAUCUGGACAUGGGUACCUGCAUACCUCAGGCGCUCAGCAUCUCCAAACCCUCACUGGACCACAGAGGCCUGUGGUUGGAGAUGGAGGUGGUAUAUACAGGCUGCCUACAGAUGACCCUGGAGACAAAGUUGAACCUGUGUAAACUGGGGAAGGAGAAGUCCAUUGGGGUGGAGGCUGACGGAGACAUCCCAAAGACCAGCCAAGUAGGCUCCAAGCCCAGGCUGUGUGUAUUAGCUGACAGCGAUGAGGAGUCCUCCAGUGCCGGCUCGUCUGAUGAGGAGGAGGUGCCGCCCACUGAACCCCAGGGAACUCUGGGAGAUAAGAGCACAGGCACGCCACCACCACCAGCGACUGAUGGAGGUGGGAGCACCGGCAGACGGUUCCUGAGGUUCGUGGACAAGAUCGCCUCGUCCAAGUACUUCCAGAAGGCCACAGAGAACGAGUACAUCAAGAAGAAGAUCGCUGAGGUCUCCAACAUGCCACUGAUGCUCACUGUGGAAGUUCUGGAACUCUCAGGGACUCUGGCUGUCAACAUUCCACCUCCCCCUACUGACAGGAUAUGGUACAGUUUCCGCGUGCCUCCCAGGCUGGACCUGCGUGUGCGUCCCAUGCUAGGGGAGAGGGAGGUCACCUUCACACACGUCACAGAGUGGAUCGAGAAGAAGCUGAGUCGAGAGUUUCAGAAGGAGUUUGUGAUGCCCAACAUGGACGACCUCUAUCUUCCUCUCAUGUCCUCCGUGCUGGACAACCCUCCAGCAGCCCAGUAUUCCCCAGCCCACUCCUCACGCCGCUCCUCCAACAACUCCCAGUACUAUGUGUCUGAAUAGCACCUCACUGUGGCAGUGGAUGGAGAAGAAAAUACAUGGAAAACCAGUGGGCAUGGAUCCACAGUGGAUUCUGAGCAGAUAGCGCUUGGUUCAGUCCUAGCUUGUGAGGGAUGGUCAUACGUGCACGUACAACGUGGCAUGACGACUGGAGAGUGGCAUGCAGGAGAUAGUGGCAUGGCUAUGCUCUGAGCAGCAAGAGGGACUGGUAUAAUCGCAGAGCCUGUUACAGCGCCCGGCCCUACUGAUCUAGAAGACUGAACUUAGACAGCACUCUGCAAUAGGGAAUGUGACCUGCAAUAGCCCUGUAAUGAACCAGGCUGACGUUUAUUGGGAUGAGUCUUGUCCGUGAGGCAGAACUGAACGAUUUCCACUGGAUGGAACAGCAAAAAUUCAAAAUUGGCUGCAUUGUAAAAAUUCAUACACAAAAAUGUGCUUUUUGGUCUUAAUUUAAGUUUAGGGUUAAGGAUAGGUUUUCAAAUCAGAUUUUGACUUUGUGUCAUUGCCAGCAAGUGACCACUCUGCAUAGCUGCCUCCAGAACAAAAUAGUCUAACCUGCGUAAUGAAGACAGCGAGUGUGACCCAGCUGGCACCAUAGAUAUAUAUAUCACAGGAGGUUGCAACCAUGUUAGAUACCAUUCCACCUAUUCCGCUCCCAUCGUUAACACGAGCACGUUCUCCGCAAUUAAGGUGCCACCAACUUCCUGUGCUAUAUAGUGCACUGCUUUUGACCAGGGCCCUGCUAUGGUAAUGCACUACAUAGGGAAUAGGGUGCCAUUUUGAAUAAAACAGCAACAGGUAGAUAUGUUUACUUGAAGGAAAGUGAAUAUGGGCAUUACUGGUAUGAACUGUGGCUGUAAGAUGACUAUGCUGUGAUAUACUGAAUCAGUUUGUCCUCAACUCUUGCAGGUGAGCGUUGUACUCAUGUUGUCCAGUGGGCUGGCCAGAACAUUGGUGUAUUAUUGGCCUGACAAAAUGGACUCCUUGAACAAUUCCUAUUUUAAAAGUGAUUGUAGCCCAGAGAAGAUUCCCUGGAGAUUAUUAGUUCUCUAAAAUGUUCUCGUCAUCAAAUGGCUCAGUGGUUUUUGGACAGCGUACCUCCUCUUCAUUGAUCAACCGAUACUAAAGCAUGUAGAAAUGGACAGGCUAUCAAGAUGUUGAUAGACUAGUGGGAAAAAUAAAACGUUAUAAAAAUACAAUACCUAUACAUGA